Messenger RNA from Megalobrama amblycephala (Wuchang bream), 3543 nucleotides. RefSeq lists its product as uncharacterized. Gene Ontology annotation, molecular function: ubiquitin-protein transferase activity. NCBI's taxonomy places the organism in Eukaryota, Metazoa, Chordata, Actinopteri, Cypriniformes, Xenocyprididae. The transcript is spliced from 15 exons. The record is from RefSeq and is a predicted model, not a curated record. Bases 442 to 2541 code for a protein of 699 amino acids.
AAAAUCCAUUGCAUUAACUGUGCUUGCAUUUUAAUGCAUUGAAUUUUUAAGUCUUGCUUUAAAUUCAACAUGGUCGUAUAUUUAAGCAAUGAAUAUUUGUUCAAAAACAGAUUUUCAUUAUCAAAAAUUCAAGAAUCCUAUUCACCUUUCAGAUUUCACUUCCAAAAUAUUCGAUCUGUUUAAAAAUACAACCUAUAAUAUUCAACAGGCAAGUUUCAGACCAUUUUAUUUCGCUUUACAAAUUCGCUUCCACAAAUUCAGUGGUUAAAAUUCGACAGUAAAUUCAACCUUUCACAUCCGGGAACAGCAGGAAAAUCAGUGGAUUACCGAGCAUAAUCUCAUCUGCAGUAAAUCGUCUUCGCCAGCAGGAGGUGCAAGCGCGUCUUGACAAGCACCAAAGCAAUAGAGACGAGAGGCCUUCAUAACACGUCAUUUGCCGAAAUGGACCGAGCGGGAGACAAUGAAGUGCUGAGAUCAGCAAGGCACCUUUUGUCACUAUUGACACAAGAAAAAGCUGAUGGGCCUUCUACGAGUCAGGGUCUAAACAGAUCAUCUAAUGUCAGAUGCCAAACUCCGGGGCCAUCUUCUGUUCAAACAGAAAUGACCAGGUCCUUUCCUGGAUUAUUUUCAAAUCGUAGAGGAAAACGGCGCUUCACCGGACCAUGUCCUGUGCCCGUUAAACUAAAACCAUUUCAGGUCAUGUUCCAUCUGCUGCCAGCCCAAUGUGAGCGGUCCCCAAGUGGUCCAGAUCAACUGCUCCACACACAAGCAGGACUUGGACGCAGAACUGCCACUCUUGAUGAAAACAUGACUCAUCAGGAGUUAUGUGAUAAACUCAUCGAAUUGUAUCCAAAACUUGGUGAGGUAACUGGUGGUUGGCUUCUUUAUAAGGCAUCAGGGGGUUGGGGAAGUCGGAAGCUCUCUCUUGUGGCACCUGCAGACUGUGGGUACACAGGCAGGCUAAUCAAAACCUCCAAAAUAGGGGAGAAUUCUGUCAUCUAUAUAGCUCCACUACAAGAUGAGCUAGAUAUCGCUCCCUUGCCACCAUCAUCAGAAGCAUUUCGAGAUAUGCCUAAGGCAAUGUGCAAAAAAUGCAAAAUACUGUACCCACUUCAGAUCCUCACAAACCACAUUAAGACUUGUUCUGAUGUUGUUGUGGUUGAAGAUGGAAAUGAAAGUCAGGAUGAAACUCAGCAUGAGGCACAUGAUGUGGAAAGUGAGAAAAAGAGCAAUGUACAGGCUUGCUGUCCUAUUUGUCAAGAAGAAAUGCCCCUUGACAUCUUGGAAAUUCAUGCCAGUGAAUGUGGGGAAAGACCUAUGGAUGAUGAAAAUAACAACACAGCUGAGUUGUCAUGUAUGGAUAAUGAAGUGAAUGACACUGCUGAGUUUUCAUACAUGGAUAAUGAUUGGAAAACCCAUCCAGAUCCAAAAGUGGCUACGACCUUGUACAGAAAGGAAAUUCUCAGACUGCAUGAGACAGGGAAACCUCUUUUAAUGUGUAUGGACUUGAGAACAUGUGCUGAAGAACAGGAAAGGCAACUGAUCAACUUCUACAAGCAAAGAAAUGUAGAGUGGGCAUGUCCUGUUAAAUGUCAACUUGAAGGGGAUGCUGCAGUUGGUGAUGGCGUCACCAGGCACUUUUUUUCUAUAAUUCUUGAAAAACUGAAGUAUGGUUUCAGUUUGAAUUUGGGAAACACAGGAGUUACUUGCCUCUUUGAGGGACAGCCAGACCACUUGGUGCCCUCAUCGUCACAAUUCCUCAUUGAAAGUGACCUCUUCUUAGUAGCGGGGAGAAUGCUAGGCCAUUCCUUUCUGCACGGUGGCCCAUGUCUUGCAGGGCUUAGCAGAGCUUUUGUUCAUGUUCUCCUUCAAGGUUCUCAAGAUACUGCCACUUUGCAAUUGGAGGACUGCCCAGACGUUGACAUACGAGAGACCAUCAACUUGCUCAGUGGACAGUCUCCAUUGAAUAAUGAUCAGUCUAAUAAAGUCCUGGAACUGUGUUUGUCUUGGGAUCUUCCUGGUCCAACAGAAGAAAAUAGAAGGUGGCUCUACGAACGUCUGUUGUCACAUGCGGUUCUCGGGAGAAGAACACGCCAAAUCAAACAAAUCAAACGAGGACUGAAAGACACUUUUGUUUGGCCUCUUCUAACUGAGAGGAAGGAUGUGGUAUUCUUCCCCAAGGAAUCAGAGGAUUCAUGCACUCCUGAAAUGCUGCUUUCCCAUAUCUCCUGGCCUAGAGAGAGUGAUGACGAAGAUGAUGACGAAUACUCAGCUGACACAAAGGAACGGAUCACAGGGUAUUUAAAGCAGUUCAUUGAGACAGCAUCCAGCAAGGACUUAAAAAACCUUCUGAAGUUCUGGGUCGGAUGGGAGCGGAUGGAGGCAAAUAUGGCUGUGGAAAUUGUGAAAAGUGAUCUCCCAAAAUCCUCUACCUGCUUCUGUGUUCUCCGACUACCAGGGCACUACAACAAUUUCCAGUCCUUCACAAAGGACUUGAUGAUGUGCAUUGGCACUUGCAAGUAUGGUUUUGGCCAUGUGUAAUUUUCAGACACAUGUACAUGUUACAUUUGUUACACAGUGAUAUACACUUUUAUUAGAUGCUGUUACUGCACUUACGACCAAUGCUUUGUUAAAAUCCAGCUUACAAGUUUUUUUCUUUUUAGGAUUGCUUUGUACAUAAUGCUUGUUGAUCAUGCUGUUAUGUUUUGAUACUAUGCUAUAAGAUAGUACAUUCCAUUGUUAAGUAAUGGGUUAAUGUUAUGUACAUGCAGUCUCUGACAUUGUAAGCUUACAUUGUUCCACAAUGGAUCUUCUCAUGCAGUGGUAAAGAAAUGUUGAAUGACAGUUGUUCCAUAGCUUGUCAGAUUUUGCAAAGUAUCAUCAAGUACUUUAUUCUUUUAAAGUAUUUGAAUUUAUGUAAAAUGUAUGUUUGAACAUGUUCAAUGGGAGUACAAAUAUUAAAUCUAAGCAAUAAGUCAAUUCUUGAACAAAAAAUAAAAAAAAUCCAUAAUCCACUGUGCUUAUCACUAACUAAAGGAAGUGUCAAAUCAAACAAAAAAGUACAAAUUACACAGAAACAACAAUUCUUACAUGCAGGCUUUUUUAUUCAUUCAUUUUAACGUAUUGUUGAGUCCAAAUAUUAAUUAUUUCUUAAUUGCUACUGAUAGAAUUCUGCCUCUGCAAAACAGAAGAUGAAAAUCACAGUUAUUCCAUAAGAACUGAUUGGCAAAAAUGAAGUGCAGCUAGAUAGAUGUCCCAGCCAAAAGUCUGUGAGGGUCCUUUGGGGUCUACAGUUUCUCUGAGUGCUUCCAUUUGCUCAUUAGUCAGCGGACAUUCGGUUUGAGGCACAACAAUACUGGAAUGUGCAUCAACACUCAGUCCACUACUCUCCCAGUCUAUGUGUGGUAUGCUUAAUCCCUUAAAAAUAUAGAGCAUUUAAUAUCACAAAUGACAUCCCAAUUACAGUUCUGAACAUAGAAUAAGUAGCAUCAAUACAGUACAAAAACUGUAUUGAAUAUCUUGUAUUAAAUACAGUGUGAUUAA